Ooceraea biroi (clonal raider ant) is the source of this 5403-nucleotide messenger RNA. RefSeq names its product titin. The record is from RefSeq and is a predicted model, not a curated record. NCBI's taxonomy places the organism in Eukaryota, Metazoa, Arthropoda, Insecta, Hymenoptera, Formicidae.
UCUCUCGGUGCCACGGAAGGAAGAACGAAACCGGAAUCGGCCCCGCCGCCGUCGUCGUUUCGCGAUCGUCGACGUCAGAUCGGGUAGGUAGACAGGCAGAGGAAGAGGAGACUGGAGGUGGUUAGUGCCGGACGCGACCACGUCGUCUCUCCGGGGGUGGGGAUGGAGCCGGAGCAGCGAGGACGCGCUUCGCGGGCGUCGUCGACGUCGAGCCUCGGACGCGAGGUCCGUUGCGGCUGUCAGUACUACCAGAGCGACUCGCUUCUGCCGGAACGACGUGCUCUCCUCGUCAGGCCGUCAUCCAGGACGAUGCAGCAGCCACCUGCGGUCCGCUGCAGCGAGCACGAAUAUGAGCCGAUCGCGCCACCGCCGCACCCGAUGAUGGCACCGGUCGUGCGGAUCACCGACACGGACGUGAUGCCCGUCGCCGACAGCGACGACAGCCUCGACGACCGGGGCCGACUGCCACUGCGACUGGAACUGGUCCUAGACGGCGAUAUAGUCCUCCCUCUGGAUGGCAAGAUCGAGGACAGCGCGAUGGAGGGUCGUGAACUUGGCGAGACCGGCGGCGACACCUCCGGCGAGGAACUGGAGCCCACGGCGCAGGAGCUCCAGGACAGACUCGAGGAACGGUUCCUCCAUGCGCCUACGCCGUACACCGAGUCCAGGACCGACGGCGAGGUCAAUACUAGUCAGCACUCGCCAUUUCAGGUAGACUCGUCGGUGAUGGAGGAGCUGCCACUUCGGCGCGGUGCUCGCGGUUUGCCCCAACGUCUGAAGAACCAGGCUGGCAAGCUGCGUUCUCGGCUCCGGGGUAUCCAGCGACCCGCGUUCUCGUUCCCGCAGAAACGACAGAAACCCGACAAAAAGAAAACGACAACGACGACGACGACGACAACGAGGCCGACAGCAGCGAGCAGCGGCAAAUCGGACAAAUCCCGUGCAUUGGAGAAGCGGCCUAGUCGAAUAGAGCGGAUAAGAACAUCCAUUUCUGAAAAGACGGGAAAAUUCAGCCUACCACUUGAACGCCCAAAGUUCGGCCUGCCCGACAGGUCCAAGUUUCAUCUACCGGAGAGACCAAAGUUUAGUUUCCCGGACAAGUCACGCUUCCAUUUGCCGGACAGGGCAAAGUUCAAUAUCAAGAAACCUAAUAUCCGUUUGCCAAGCGCGCUCGCUCGUGUCAAACGGCCGCCUACCUUACGCGAGCAGCAACAACGCUCAACCGAAUCUACGGCGGGGUCCAGGCGUAACAUUUUCGACUUUGCGACGAUACCACGCAUUUUCGACAGGCGCUCCAAAAACCGUGGCGAAUACGCGACGUCCUCGCCGAAAGAUUCCAGAGCGCAAUCGACGGAGAGUGCGACCUUCCCUCGCGCCCGGAAGGAGAGAACUCUAGGUACCAGAUGGACUCAGCGUUUUGGGAAUUCGGCUUAUGUCCAGGAUCAGGAUCGUCCAGAGGAUGAUGCAGCGGGGGCGAGUGACGGUUCGCCACCGUGGCAUCAGAGCUCGACGGAGGAGCCGCCGAGGCUGUCCGCCAGGACGGAGGAGGAGAUAAUGGCGGCGGCGCGCGCGAUUCCGUGGGAAGACACGAGAAAGCGGGCGCAGUACGAUGAGGAGGAGAUACAGUACAUGGAUUGCGAGCGGGAAUCCUCAGAGAUGUCGGAUCGGCAUCCCCCGCGACCGAGGAGGUCUCGCUUCGCGAGGCGGAAGGAAGAGGAAGAGCCGAUGGAGGUGAAUUCGCGAUUGUACGAGCAGGGAGCGAAGCGCCGAGGUGAAGUCGGCGAGGAUGGAGAUUGGCACAUGGACGAACCGAUCCCGAGAUCGCGAUCGUUGGACGAGGACGUGCCUCGAGUGCCGAAGCAGGAGGAAUAUGAGGGAACUUUCAUGGCGGUGGACCCGCGACGAUUCGUCCCACGUAAAGCGAUGUCCGAAGGAGAGCGGGAGCUGGAGGAGGGCGAAGAGGAACGCGAGCCUUCCUCGAUGCAGUCCGAUCGCGAGCAACAGGCAUCCAGCGGCAGCUCGUGCGAUCGCAGGCGUCGUGGAGUGAUCGAGGAGAUCGACUCCGACGAGUUCUUCCUGCGGGAGAGCGGCAUCAGUCAGGACGACGUGAACCUGGCCGAUUAUCUGGCCGAUGAGAUCCGGGACGCUCUCAGACCGGAAGUGGCCAGCGCCCUGCGGGACGACGAGCUUCCACCCGUGCCGCCUCGACGCCCUGUGAGAAUGCGAUCUCUCGGGAAACGCAAGGAAGACUCGGCGGAGUCGAACGAGGUGGCACCGCCAGCUAGGCCGAAGCGGGAACGCACGGCAGCGGCGCGACGCAGUCGAGAAGCCUCGAUCGCGGACGAGGUGUUUCGCGAGCGCACCAGGAGCGACUCCAGACACCGCGUGGUGUACCGGACCGAGGGCGACCAGCGGGAACCGGCGCAAGAGCCGCUGGACGACAUAGUCGUGGUGAAGCCGGCGCGAAGGAAAUCGAGGUCGUCGCAGCCGCCGAUGGAGACGUCGACGACGCCCGCCGUCGCUGUGCCCGACUCUGCUCCCGUUUCAGCCACGCCACCCGUCGCGCCGGUGCGCAGGAAGCGACCGCACCGAGAGACGAUAGCGGAUGGAAGAAACGGCGACGUGGCUGCGCCGAUCUGCAACGGUUACCACGAGGAGGCGACGAGGCCAGAAACGCCGACGCGACCAUCGCGAUCGCGGCAAGCUGAGGAAGACGUCAUCGCGCCUGCGACCCAGGAGGACCGUGAAACCUUCGACGGACGGUUGCAACCGAUGGAUUUCGUGCCGGAGCCGCCGAGGGGGACGUCGGUCGCGGCCGACGACGAUAGAACGUCGCGCGGGGCAGAAUCUCUGCCGGAAGCCGGUUUCUUCGAGGAGGACGUACUGCGGGACGAGUGCGCGGAUUCGGCGCGGGAUCUCUCCGGCUAUGCAAUCGUGGAGAAGCCGCCCAGGCCGCCCCCGCCGAGGCGGAAGCGUGACGAGUUCGCCACGGCGCCGCGACCAGUUCCGCCGAAGCGGCCUCAGCGCGCUUACAGCACCCUGGGGCCCAUCAAGACGAGAAGCACGCCCGUCGAGUCAGCGCCGUAUAUCGAGGUCGAUGCGGACGAUGUCGAGCACAAGGAGCUCCGCGGCGGCAAGGCGCUGAACAAGAUCCAAGGCCGUCCGCUGCCGGCGCCACCCAGGCCGCCAAGAGCAAGGAAGGAGCGCGCGAUUGUCCAACGGCCUCGCACUCCGCACGAAUUCGCGGAGGCAACGGAGAUAACGACGGCGACACAGACCGACCCGCUGCCGGACGAUGUGGUGAUUGAGCAGGAGGAAAUCACUCAAGCGAAGCUGAUAAUGACGCCUUCCAGGUCGGGCUCGCAGGUGUUGGUGUCGAUGGAGCGCAUACCCAGCCCGAGCGGGACAGGUACGCCUCCCGUGCCACCGUUACCGAUGCCGCAGUUGCUGCGUAAGGAAGAAGAAGAGGAAGAGUUGCGAGAGGACAUUCGAACAGCUUUCGACACGGUCUCGUUAACAUCGCCAUCGCCAAUACGCGAGACUGAUCCGAAGAACAAACACAGGUCAGCGCCACACCUGGAAGAGCGCGUCUCGGAGGAAGAGCCGUAUCCGCGGCCUCGGACGAAGCCGAGUCUACUGCCCGAGUCACUGAAAGUCAGUAGCCUCGAGGUGGGAGACCUGAAGGUUGAUCGACUGAGUGUGUCGCAGAUAGAAGCGCACAGGAUCAUGGCGUCCGAGGUAGACGCGAUGAUGAUCACGACGUCAGAGUUAAAGGGCGGCAGUUCAAUGGAGAGUAGCUUCUCGCCGGCGAUUAUCAGGGAACUGAUGGCGAUCAGGAGUCACUUGGAGAGCGUGGCGACUUCUCAGGCACAGGAGAGACAGCGCGAGAGCGAGAGGGAGUCUGAAAGCCACGAGACAACCGACAUUCCCACGACAGACGACGGCCAACUGCAGCAGGAAGAUCUGCCGGAAGCUGCCGAGCCCGGCGACGAGACCGUCGCGAGCACACCGGUGUCCACGGGAGGCGAGAAGACCGAGGCUGACGAGGACCAAAAGGUUGUUAAAGCAAACGUAGUAGAUGUCGAGGACAAAGAAACAUCCCGCACCCUCCCAGUCGCUCAAACCACAGAAUCCACACCCCCACAAACACUUGCGAUAGAGUUAGGGUCCGAGGAUGAAGACACGUCCACCACAUCACACUUGCUCACUGUUACUCAAGAUACUGAAGAUAAGUCCUUACGAAUUUUAGAUCCCGAACACUCCCUAGCUCCGAGUCCGCCGGGCUCCCACGUGGAAGAAUCUCGUGCCUCGUAUCCCACGUCGGAUGUGCCUUCGACUCAACCCUCCGAAUCGAGAGUGUCGCCAGAGCGGCUGGGCGAACCUCCGGACAGCUCUAUCCAGACAACUACCGCUACUACUAUUACUACUUCCGAGCCGACCUUGACGUCCACAGACCUGCGUGGUAGCAAGGACGACGUAUCUGACAGCGGAGGACAGACUCCUCGCAAGUCGAGAUCUAGGUCUUCCUCGCCCAGCAAAAGCAUCACGCGGCAAACCGCAUCCCCAGUCCGUUCAUUGCCACCAGCCAUCUCCGUGACUCCCGACACACCCGACACGUUUGUGCCAGGACGUGGUACACCUGCGGACGCCCAACCACAGCGUGCCACCAUUUCCUAUUCUUCGCAUACGGGCCGAAGUGUCAUGAAGGACGCUAAGCCGCAGCGUGCCGUUAUCUCUCAUAUUUCCGACGCGGAUUCAUCCCUCACGGAGGAGCAAAGGGAGUCCUCGCAGUCACCAGCACCCUCCUUUCCUCUAAGCUCGACUCACUUCAUCGCCUUCCCAGCCUCCGAGAUACCGGCCGAGUUCUUCUCCCCGAGUGAAACGCCAACGAGUCAGCGCACCGACUCGGAACCCGGUGUCAUGGACACCACGCAGCAGCUUCUACGCGCUCUCCGAUUGGCCGGUAUAAAAGCCAUGAGGCAUUUCGUCAGGUACUUAACGUCUACGCUAAGCACGGAGGACACGAGGGAAAAAGUCAGGGAGGUGGAACUGGCGAUAUGCGCCCUGUUACUUCUCAUCGCAGGCUUGUUGAUAUACUAUUUCGGUAGCACACAAACCGUAACGCAUUACCAUCACUGGGACUACUUUAAUCCUCCUCAGUAACACGUGGUUUUCACAAUCCAGUUUACCUAAAUCGUGUAUAGAAGUUUCAUACAUAGUUCAUUGGUUCAUAGAAAUUUGAAUUUCAUAUUCUUGUACAAAUCUGUUUUAUAUAACAAUUUCAUAUUGAAAGAAAUGAGGAGAGAAGGCGCACUUUAGGAUGCGGAAACGAAGAAUUAGGAUGGAAUUAAAGCUUCUGUACAAAUAUUGAAAAUAAAAUGAGAGAUAUCACGUUUGUAAAAA